CUUCAAGCUCAAGAACAAUAGGGUUGUGGAAAAAAGAAAUCGUUUGAAAAACCCAGUUUUUGGAUGGUUUUAGUGUAAUCAAGCAAAGAGAUUUAAUUUUUGAAGCACUCUCAGAAAAAAUGCAGGUAGAGAAUUGUGGGUUCAGUGAAUUUGUUGGCUGUUGUCUUUUUAGCUAUAUAUGGUAUGGUAUUUUAUGUUGAUCCUUGCAAAAAAUAAAAAAAUAAUUUUGUCAAUAAAAACUGUCGGAUAAAUUUUGGUGACAAGAAAGCUAACAAAUUAGUACUACUAGCUGAUAUUUUAUGCAUCAUGAAUGAUGUUUUACCCAAAGAUUUGAUUUUCACAUUUUAAUUUUCUUUAUUUUUGGGUUCUAAGAAGCAAGAAUUUGCAAUCACAAAAACCCAGAAAGAAACCUACUUUUUUUCACAAUAAAGAACCCUAUUUUGAAUGCUGUUUUUUUAUUUUUGAUAAUCAAUGUGGAACCCUAUGAUCUUGUGGUUAUUAGGGUUCUUCAUCUCUGCGUUCAAACAUGGAAAUUAAUUACUACUGAUGCAGUUUGUCCUUUUAAACACCUCAAUUUAUGACUCAUCUAAUUUCUACUGUGUGUUACUGUGUGGGGGAGAAUGUGUGUUUCUUUAUAUUUUAUAUUCCAUCAAAUUGAGGUAUUUUACUAACAAGAUUGCUCUUUUAUGUGAUUGGAAAUGACUUUAGCUUCAUUUUACAGUCUGUAAAAAAGAAGCAACAAAUGUAUACGAUUUAAUUGAUGAUGCUUCCAAUUCGUCCCACUCUCUCUAAAUCACACACACACAGUGAUCACUGAUGUUGUCAUUGUUUCAGAAAAAGUCAGAAGCACUGAAAGGAGAGAGAGAGAUUUAUGAUAAGGGCUUCUUUAAUUAUUGCACAUCUCUUGGUUAUUGUCCAUAUAUGAGUGGUGCUGUGAUUCUUUUGCAAUUUGCAGGCCCUUAAUUUCAAGAAUUCCCCCUCAAUUUUAGCUACGUUAACAAACCUUCGUUAUCCAAGCAUAUAUCAUCAAAUUCAGCCAAAAAGAAAGAUGCUUACAUGUCCUUAUUUAUAUGUGUUAAUGUUCCAUUUGGGAGCAUGUUUACUAUUGUUACUGUGAGAUGCGGGCAUUGCUCAAAUUUGCUCUCAGUCAACAUGGGAGCUUUGCUUCAGUCUGUUCACCUCCAAGAUUUCCAGAAACAGCAAUCCUUGGCCGCCUCAGCUGCAGCCGCCUUAGAAGACGUCGCCACCAGAGACAACGGCUCCUCUUCCAAGUACAACAGAUCAUACAGCCCCCUCGACAUCGAACAACCUAAGAUGGCUCCAAUACGCCCACCGGAGAAAAGACAACGUGUUCCAUCAGCAUACAAUCGUUUCAUAAAAGAGGAAAUUCAGAGGAUUAAAGCAAGCAAUCCUGAGAUUAGCCACCGUGAAGCCUUUAGCACAGCUGCAAAGAACUGGGCACAUUUUCCUCAUAUUCAUUUCGGGUUAAAGAUGGAAAGCAACAAACAAGCAAAGAUGGAUCAUCCUGUUGCAGCAGGAGAAGCCACAGCUCAACAAUCUCUUGGUGUUUAGAAUGGUUAAUUUUGCAAAAUAAGGUUUUAAAAAAUGCAUAUUUCCAUCCCAAAAAGUAUGAAGAUCGUGGUCGUUUGAUCCCUCUAUAUAUACACUAUAAGUCAUAAGAAUUGUUAUAAUUCAUAAAAUAACUGAAAUAUUAUGAGGGGUUCUACACCAUAAUAUCUUCAACUCGAGGGUUGCAAAGAUGCAAUUUUUUAUUUUCCCAUGAAAAUAAUUUAGUAGGAGAAUUCCAAAUAUUUGAAGCCAAACAUGAUAAUAUAUAUGUAUAUGUCUAAGUCUAAGUCAUUAUUGCCGUUGUUAACUGUUUUUGAUAUAUGAGAUUGAAUUCUUGAAUUUAUAUAUAUAUGUUCAUUUGUUGUA
This is a messenger RNA of Salvia splendens (bonfire salvia), 1935 nucleotides long. Its product is annotated as axial regulator YABBY 5. The transcript is spliced from 6 exons. The record is from RefSeq and is a predicted model, not a curated record. NCBI's taxonomy places the organism in Eukaryota, Viridiplantae, Streptophyta, Magnoliopsida, Lamiales, Lamiaceae. Gene Ontology annotation, biological process: abaxial cell fate specification; multicellular organism development; cell fate commitment. Gene Ontology annotation, cellular component: nucleus. The coding region runs from base 1057 to 1572 and encodes 171 amino acids.